This is a messenger RNA of Rhinolophus ferrumequinum (greater horseshoe bat), 3377 nucleotides long. RefSeq names its product OTU deubiquitinase 7B (gene OTUD7B). The transcript has 13 exons. Gene Ontology annotation, molecular function: zinc ion binding; cysteine-type deubiquitinase activity; K63-linked polyubiquitin modification-dependent protein binding. Gene Ontology annotation, biological process: protein K11-linked deubiquitination; protein K48-linked deubiquitination; protein K63-linked deubiquitination. Bases 564 to 3095 code for a protein of 843 amino acids. NCBI's taxonomy places the organism in Eukaryota, Metazoa, Chordata, Mammalia, Chiroptera, Rhinolophidae. Gene Ontology annotation, cellular component: cytoplasm; nucleus. The record is from RefSeq and is a predicted model, not a curated record.
GGCGCUUGUUUCCGGCCGGACGGCCGAAAAUCACCGAUCCUGAACCAGUCGCCGGAGCCGGAGUGGCGGCCGGGUGUGGAGUAGGCAAAAAGCCACUGGGGGAGGCCAGUGUGGAUCAGUCCCGUCUGGCUCCAGCUCCUGAUCCUGUGCGGAGCAACAGCCGCGGUCGCAGUCUCCGCCACCGCCUCCGCUUCCAUCGUCGUCGGGGGAGGGGCCGGCCGGACCCCGGGGUCACAGCAGAGGAAUGAGGAGAGGCGGCCGGGCCCCGCGCUCCGCCCCGGCCUAGGGCCUUGCCCCGGGAGCCGCGAGGGGAGAAGGAAAAGCAGAGACCUGUCACCCUGCAAACUUGGCCUGGUGCUGUCAUCGUGAAGGGUUGCCCAUCCUACUUUGAUGUACUCUAUGGUGACAAGAAAGUAACCUUUGACCUUAGAGGCUUAUAGUAUAUUCUGCUGGAAGCGUCUGUCUACAUAGGAAACACUUCAUCUCAGUUUGUUGGUGGAGGCCCUGGAUUGUGAUCUAUAUGUCCUCCCUACGUCAGCUGCCUGCAGGUACUACAUGAUCACAUGACCCUGGAUAUGGACGCUGUCCUGUCUGAUUUUGUCCGAUCCACAGGAGCAGAGCCAGGGCUGGCCCGAGAUCUCCUGGAAGGGAAGAACUGGGAUGUGAGUGCCGCCCUCAAUGAUUUUGAACAGCUGCGUCAAGUCCAUGCUGGGAACCUGCCCCCACCCUUUAGUGAAGGGAGUGGUGGCCCCAGGAUCCCUGAAAAAGGGUUUUCUGAUAGAGAGUCUACUCGCCCUCCCCGACCCACCCUACAGCGGCAGGAUGACAUCGUUCAAGAAAAACGCCUGUCUAGGGGCAUCUCCCACGCCAGCUCCAGCAUUGUUUCCCUCGCCCGCUCCCAUGUCUCCUCCAAUGGUGGGGGUGGGGGGAGCAGUGAGCACCCCCUGGAAAUGCCCAUCUGUGCCUUCCAGCUUCCAGAUCUCACUGUGUAUAAUGAAGACUUCCGCAGUUUCAUAGAGAGAGACCUCAUUGAACAGUCCAUGCUGGUCGCCUUGGAACAGGCAGGACGGUUGAACUGGUGGGUGAGUGUGGACCCCACCUGUCAGAGGCUGCUUCCUUUGGCAACUACUGGGGACGGAAACUGCCUCCUGCAUGCAGCAUCUCUUGGGAUGUGGGGUUUCCAUGAUCGGGACUUGAUGCUGCGGAAAGCUUUGUAUGCACUGAUGGAGAAGGGAGCCGAGAAGGAAGCAUUAAAACGGCGCUGGAGGUGGCAGCAAACACAGCAGAAUAAAGAGUCAGGCUUGGUGUACACAGAGGACGAAUGGCAGAAGGAAUGGAAUGAGCUAAUCAAACUUGCCUCAAGUGAACCCCGCAUGCAUCUGGGUACCAAUGGAGCCAACUGUGGAGGGGUGGAGAGUUCAGAGGAGCCUGUCUAUGAGAGUCUAGAAGAAUUCCACGUCUUCGUCCUUGCCCACGUGCUCAGGAGGCCCAUUGUGGUGGUGGCAGACACCAUGCUGAGGGACUCGGGGGGAGAAGCGUUCGCCCCUAUUCCCUUUGGCGGAAUCUAUCUGCCCUUGGAGGUCCCAGCCAGCCAGUGUCACCGCUCCCCUCUGGUGCUCGCUUACGAUCAGGCCCACUUUUCUGCACUUGUGUCCAUGGAACAGAAGGAGAAUGCCAAGGAACAAGCUGUGAUCCCACUUACAGAUUCUGAGCAUAAGCUGCUCCCCCUGCACUUUGCUGUGGACCCUGGGAAGGGCUGGGAGUGGGGCAAAGACGACAGUGACAACGUCCGAUUGGCCAGUGUGAUCCUGUCCCUAGAGGUCAAGCUGCACCUGCUGCACAGCUACAUGAAUGUCAAGUGGAUCCCAGUGUCCUCUGGUGCACAGGCUCCCCUGGCUCAGCCCGAGUCCCCCACGGCCUCAGCUGGAGAUGAGCCCCGGUCCACUCCAGAGUCUGGGGAAUCAGAUAAGGAGUCAGUUGGCAGCAGCUCUACCAGCAAUGAGGGCAGCAAGCGGAAAGAGAAGUCCAAACGCGAUCGGGAGAAGGACAAGAAAAGGGCGGACUCCGUGGCUAACAAGCUGGGCAGCUUUGGCAAAACCUUGGGCAGCAAGCUCAAGAAGAACAUGGGAGGCCUGAUGCCCAGCAAGGGCUCUAAGCCCGCAGGGCUGGGGCCGGCGGCAGGGCUGAGCAGUGGCACCGAGACGCUGGAGAAGAAGAAGAAGAGCUCGCUGAAGAGCUGGAAGGGCGGCAAGGAGGAGGCGGCUGGGGACGGGCCUGUGUCUGAGAAGCCCACGUCCGAGUCUGUGGGCACUGGCGGGAGCAGGUACAGCCAGGAGGUGAUGCAAAGCCUGAGCAGCAUGAGGACUGCAAUGCAAGGGGAGGGGAAGUUCAUCUUCGUGGGGACCCUGAAGAUGGGUCAGCGGCACCAGUAUCAGGAGGAGAUGAUUCAGCGCUACCUUGCUGACGCUGAGGAGAGAUUCCUGGCCGAGCAGAAACAGAAGGAGGCAGAGAGGAAGAUCAUGAACGGAGGGGUGGGGAGUGGGCCUCCCCCGGCCAAAAAGCCAGAGCCAGACGGUGGGGAGGAGCUGUUGGCAGCCCCCCAAGCAGAGUCGCAGGCAGUGGCAUUCUCUGCUGGCUACCCUGGGGGCUUCACUAUCCCUCGGCCUUCUGGGGGUGGGGUGCACUGCCAGGAACCCCGGAGGCAGUUGGCAGGGGGUCCGUGUGUGGGGGGCCUACCACCAUACGCCACCUACCCCAGACAGUGCCCUCCUGGGCGCCCCUACCUGCCUCAGGACAGCAGCCCUUCUCUGGAGCCAGGCAGUCACUCCAAGGACGGCGCUCACAGGGCCGCGCUGUUACCGCCUCCCUUCCGCGUGGCUGAUUCCUACAGCAACGGCUACCGGGAGCCCCCCGAGCCGGAUGGGUGGGCCGGAGCGCCCAGGGCGCUUCCCCCAACCCAGACCAAAUGCAAACAACCGAACUGCAGCUUCUAUGGACACCCUGAGACGAACAACUUCUGCUCCUGCUGUUACCGGGACGAACUGCGGAGGCGGGAACGGGACCCUGGUGGGGAGCUGCUGGUGCACAGGUUCUGAGUGGGGACCCUGGAGGGCAAGGGGGCUCAAUAAGGAAGGUCCAGCUCAACUGACUGGCUCAUCAAGACCCGGCCCCCACGUUGACGGGGCAAAUGAAGUAACGUGUGUGGGAGCCUGGCUAGAAACUGAAGGCUGUGUGCACCAGAGAGCUGCCCGGCAGGCCGGCGGGCGGGCAAGAGCAGGUCAGGGCUGGAUGGCGCCUCAGGGCUGGACGCGGCCUUUGCAGAUCUUAACUUGAUGGGACUGAGCAGGUACCAGGGGGAAGGUGGUGAUUCUGUCUCC